CUUUGACGAAACACUGCUUCUAGGGAAGUGGCCCGGAAGCCUAGGGUUGCGGAUUGACUUGGUCGGAUGUCUGCGUCGGAGGGCCUCAUUCCUUCCUUGCGCCUCCCGUGCUCGCUCCGCUAUCCCGCAGCCCGGUUUGCCGCUUCGACCGCGCUGAGCGGCCACCAGCAUUGCGAUUAGGCAAUGUCUGGGUUGGCGGUCGGGGCCACCGCCGCUCCCAGGGGCACGACCCGCCAGAGGCCGACCAACGUCGAAUCUGUUCUGCGAGCAUUUGGCCCGGUCCCGUCGGGGCACGGCGGCAGGCGGCCGAGGGCUCUGCGCUGUGCCGACGGCCACGGAGAGGCAGGCCACGACGGCCGACCCGCAGGCCUCUUCGAUGGCGGUUGGGAGCGUUGCUCGGCGUGUCGCGCCGCCGGUUCUGGCCUGCCACUCCUCGUUCGUCGCGGCACGCUGACCACGUCCUGGCCCCCCUUUGCCCCCCAGGCGUCAGCGCCCCGAGCUUCUCCCAGCCUCCCGCACCGCGGGGAGGAGAGACGCGCUGUCAGCUCGCAGGGCUUGGCGUGCCCCCAGGGGCCGCCGCCUCGACGCGCUGAGAGCAGCACUUCCAGACAGAGAGAUCCGCCAGAGCGCCGCAGGCUGCAAGAAUUGGGCUCUGCGGGUGCUUGCCACGGUCGGCACCGUUCAAUGCUGGCGAAGGGGCGACGGGAUUCGGACGUCCCCGCAUGCAGGGCGAACUACGAUCGCCGGCAUUGAAGCAGCUCUGUCCCGCCUACAGCAGUUUCCUGGGCAUUGUUAUAGGAUCUGGCACGUCCCACUCGCCUGUGGGCACACCCUUGGGCGGCGGAUCCCGCGAGACCAGGCAACUUUCAGAGCGCAGCUGCAGUCGUCGCUGUCCGAUUGGACGGCCAUGGGGAAGAAGGGCGUCUGGCUGCAGAUCGGCAUCGGUUCGGCGGAUCUCAUUCCCAUCGCGACCUCAGAGUUCGGCUUCGAGUUCCACCACGCGGAACGAGGCCACGUCAUGCUGGCCAAGUGGUUGCCGAAAGACUUGCCCAACACCCUGCCGGGGAACGCGAGCCACACUGUGGGUGUCGGUGCCGUUGUCACCGACUCUUCUGGCCGGGUCUUGCUUGUAAAGGAGAAGUCGGGGCCUGCCGCUCGUAUGAAUAUCUGGAAGCUCCCAACGGGCUUGGUCGAUGCUGGCGAAGAGUUGUCUGAUGCGGCAUUGCGCGAGGUGCGCGAGGAGACCGGUAUUGUUGCAAAGUUUGAUUUCCUCGGCGGUUUUACCAUGAAUCACGUGGGAAACCCAGCGCAUCCUCACAAGAGCAACAUGUUCUUCAUCGUGAAGUGCUCUGCGAGCUCUUCGGACAUCUCCAUCCAGGAGUCAGAGAUCGCAGAGGCGAGGUGGUUCACACGCGAGGAGUGGGCAGCCAUGCCGUUUCCGGAGAAGGGGUGUAUAUGGCAUGCCCUGAACCAGUCUGCCCUGGAGGGCAAGGCAAGACUGGAUAUGAGGCAGCUGCCUUUGGGCAGCUCGCGGCCAGGGCACCGCAUGUUCUACUAUCCGGUGCCUACGCCCGCCCUGUAACAAUCCCGGAAGGUUCUGUCUCGUUCCCCUCCCCGAUUUUUCACUGGUCUGUCGCUGUCUUGAAUUUUCGUCGCCUGGUGCAUCCUGUAGAGCUGUUUCCAUUGAGCCACUGCGGGCGCGUCUCCGAGUAUCGCAUCUCACCCCAGCGCAGCGGCUGUGACGAA
This is a messenger RNA of Prorocentrum cordatum, 1746 nucleotides long. Lineage: Eukaryota; Dinophyceae; Prorocentrales; Prorocentraceae. The record is from the annotation of a GenBank genome assembly.